Molecule: messenger RNA, 1365 nt
Organism: Cladophialophora immunda
Lineage: Eukaryota; Fungi; Ascomycota; Eurotiomycetes; Chaetothyriales; Herpotrichiellaceae
Exons: 1
Coding region: 1-1365 (454 amino acids)
Cellular component (GO): endoplasmic reticulum membrane
Source: RefSeq, a predicted model, not a curated record
AUGGAUCGACCUAUUGGCAUGGGAGGCCACUUCACCAAUGUAUUCAAAGACGACAAGUGGCUGCAAUGGCGCCUGGUGCCCUUCAUCUUGAUAUGGGCUGCAUUCGCAGUCUUGUUGCUGGUGCGCAUAUCUCCCCUGCCCUCCUCUGCACCUCCUACUCGACCUACUGACGUGGAUUUCCCCCCGGACAUUCAGAUUUGGUUAUUUGUGACGCUCUUCGUUCCCAACCCACGGAAACCCCACCCAUCAGAGAAGACAUUCACAACGGUCGAUAAAACGGGCGACGUAACAGAUCCAGAACCAUUGCCGUGUUGGUACGAUGAUGCUCUACGAAAAUAUGUCAAGGCGAAGCAAGAAGAUCCAGACAAAGAUAUCGACGUGGAGAAGGAGAUCGAGCCGGCCGAGUUGUUCAUGACACUGGUCAUUCCAGCAUUCAACGAAGAGGACAGACUGACAGGGAUGCUGGAGGAGGCGGUGAAUUUUCUCGAGACGGAGUAUGGGACAUCUUCCGCCACCGCGGAGGUGGACAAAGAAACAGGACAAACGCAGGCCACAGGUCCGCGGCGCAGGAAAGCGAAUGGCGGUGCUGCUGCGGCGUCUGCUGCUUCGCAGUCUCAGCAACAAGACCCCCUUCGAGGCUGGGAAAUCCUCCUCGUCGACGACGGCUCCACGGACGACACGCUUCUCACCGCCCAGACCUUCUCCCGCAAACACAUCCUCCACCCGCACCCCCGACGUGACUCCGGGCCCUGGACGCACCGGUCCCCGACCGGCGUGAAAAUCCCCCCGGGCUCGAUCCGCAUGGUCUCGCUGGAGGAAAACCGCGGCAAGGGCGGCGCCGUAACGCACGGCAUGCGCCACGCCCGCGGCCAAUACGUCGUGUUCGCUGACGCGGACGGGGCGUCCAAGUUCCCCGACCUCGAGAAACUGGUGCGGGUGUGCCGGGAGAUCGAGGACGCCGAGGGCAGGGCCAUCGCGGUCGGCUCGCGCGCGCACCUGGUCGACUCGGAGGCCGUGGUCAAGCGGUCGAAGCUGCGGAAUUUCCUCAUGCGCUGCUUCCACAUGCUGCUCUGGGUCAUGACCCCCCCGGCCACGGCUCGCAUCAAGGACACCCAGUGCGGCUUCAAGCUGUUUUCCCGCCCGACGUUGCCCUACAUCGUCCCGCACAUGCACAUGGAAGGCUGGAUCUUCGACGUUGAGAUGCUCAUGUUGGCCGAGUUUGCAGAUAUCCCCGUGGCCGAAGUGGCCGUGGGCUGGCGGGAGGUGACGGGCAGCAAGUUGAACCUGGUCAGGGAUUCUCUGGGGAUGGCGUGGGGUUUGGCAAUCCUGAGGUUUUGCUGGGGGACGGGGAUCUUCAGGCGGUGA